Molecule: messenger RNA, 2112 nt
Organism: Corythoichthys intestinalis (scribbled pipefish)
Lineage: Eukaryota; Metazoa; Chordata; Actinopteri; Syngnathiformes; Syngnathidae
Gene: yy1b
Product: YY1 transcription factor b
Exons: 5
Coding region: 196-1350 (384 amino acids)
Biological process (GO): regulation of transcription by RNA polymerase II
Cellular component (GO): transcription regulator complex; chromatin; PcG protein complex
Molecular function (GO): DNA-binding transcription factor activity, RNA polymerase II-specific; RNA polymerase II cis-regulatory region sequence-specific DNA binding
Source: RefSeq, a predicted model, not a curated record
AAGCGGCGACGAGAUCUGGCGCGGGAAGGAAGAGUGGCGAGAGUUGCAGCCGAAGAAGAGGCAGCGAAGUCCGCCGGAGCGAGAUCCGGAGCUGGGGGGGGGCGUGUGAGAGCGAACGCGGCGGGUCCCGAAAAGCCCAGAAACAAGGUGCAUUAACGCGGCGUGAAUGAGACAGGCAAGCUGGAGGACUUCGACAUGGCAUCCGGAGAAACCCUGUAUAUUGGGUCGGACGGCUCGGAGAUGCCGGCCGAGAUCGUGGAGCUCCAUGAGAUAGAGGUUGAGACCAUCCCGGUGGAGACUAUUGAAACCACGGUGGUCGGCGGGGAGGACGAGGACGACGAAGAUGAGGACGACGAGGACGACGACGUGCAGCCCAUGAUCGCUCUCCAGCCGCUGGACGACGACUCGGGCUCCAUUCACCAUCACCACCACCAGUACCACCACCACCCAGAGGUUAUCCUAGUCCAGACUCGUGAGGAGGUAGUUGGCGGGGACGACUCAGACCUGCACACGGAUGACGGAGGAGGGGGCUUCGAGGACCAGAUCCUCAUCCCGGUGCCCGCUCCCGGGGUGGAGGACGAAUACAUCGAGCAGACGUUGGUGACUGUAGCCGGGAAGAGCUCCAUGGGUCGGGUGAAACGAGGAGGCGGCGGCACGGGCGGGAAGAAAGCGGGCAAAAAAAGCUACCUGAGCGGCGCGGAAACCGGAGCGAGGAAAUGGGAACAGAAGCAAGUGCAGAUAAAAACUCUGGAGGGGGAAUUUUCCGUCACGAUGUGGGCGUCGGAUACCCGUGAAGACAUUGACCACGAGUCGGUGGUGGAGGAGCAGAUUGUGGGCGAAAACUCUCCGCCUGACUACUCUGAGUACAUGACGGGCAAGAAACUGCCCCCGGGGGGCAUCCCGGGCAUCGACCUCUCGGACCCCAAGCAACUGGCCGAAUUUGCCAGGAUGAAACCCAGAAAAAUCAAAGAGGACGACGCGCCACGGACAAUAGCUUGCCCUCAUAAAGGCUGCACAAAGAUGUUCAGGGACAACUCAGCCAUGAGGAAGCACCUGCACACCCACGGGCCUCGUGUCCACGUCUGUGCCGAGUGCGGCAAGGCGUUCGUGGAGAGCUCCAAACUCAAGCGCCACCAGCUUGUCCACACAGGGGAGAAGCCUUUCCAGUGCACCUUCGAAGGCUGCGGCAAGCGCUUCUCGCUGGACUUCAACCUGCGCACCCACGUGCGCAUCCACACGGGCGACCGUCCUUACGUGUGCCCCUUCGACGGCUGCAACAAGAAGUUUGCGCAGUCCACCAACCUCAAGUCACACAUCCUCACACACGCCAAAGCCAAGAACAACCAAUGAGACGCCUGCCCUCCGACCUCUCCGAUGAAAUACAAACAACAACAACAAAAAACACUGAACACUCUUUAUUUUUCUUCCCCUCCCGCAGUUGUCAUUUCCAAAAAAGAUGGAGCCCCCUGCGCAAAAGACUUGUUUUUACAAGAGUGGUUUUCAUUUAGUCGCGUGGCUCGUUGCGGUGUGCGGGCGGCACACCGACAAGCUCUAUGUUACACUAACUCUAGUAAGCACGUAUACUCGUAGACGUUGGGACGAAGAGGUGUGGAUUCUUUUUAAGUGUUUCUGAAAUCUUUUAGUCGCUUUUCCUGUUUUCUACCAGCAAGCGGCAACCAGAGGGGUGCAAGCGUCACUUUUUUUUUUUUUUUCUUUAGAAUGCGGUGUACACACUUGAAAAUAUUACUCCUCUCUUUUUGUCUCCAUGUUGUUGUAUAUCAACUGGCCACAAUAAAAACCACUCAUCCCUGUUGGAAUAGUACCGGUGUACAGGGUGUUUGUCUUUAUAGACAUUUCCAUUAAGUUGCUCUUUCUUUUUCAUAUUUCAGGCAUCUGACAGCAAAGCAGUUCAUCAAAAGUGACUUUUUUAAAAUUUUGUUUUUGCAUUUGUGUUUCGGAAGACACUGCGUCAAAAUGGUAAGAUGCCUCUUUGCUAGAUAUGCUUUAAUAAUGGAGGAUGCUUAUUCAUUUGCCAGUUUUUACUGUUGUGCUUAUUUGCAUAUACAGGUAGAUCGAAUGGCUCUGCAAUAAAUAAACAUUAGAUGAAGUCAA